This is a messenger RNA of Dromaius novaehollandiae (emu), 2136 nucleotides long. Its product is annotated as solute carrier family 22 member 6-A-like. The transcript has 10 exons. The record is from RefSeq and is a predicted model, not a curated record. Gene Ontology annotation, biological process: transmembrane transport. Gene Ontology annotation, molecular function: transmembrane transporter activity. Gene Ontology annotation, cellular component: membrane. Lineage: Eukaryota; Metazoa; Chordata; Aves; Casuariiformes; Dromaiidae. Bases 168 to 1823 code for a protein of 551 amino acids.
GCAGCCCGCGCGUAGCCGGCGCGGCGCGUUCCCGGGGCCGAAGCGCUCCCGUUCGGGGUCUCGCGGGCGGCGGGAGCGGGUGGGACGUGCAUGAAAACGGCCGAAAGCGGCAAAACCCGGGGCCCCGCAGCCCGGCGCCGGGGCCACCGGCGUGCCGGGGCGACGCCAUGGCUUUCGCCGACCUCCUGGCCCACGUCGGGGGCAUGGGGCGCUUCCAGGUGACCUACGUGGCCCUCUUGGCCUUGCCCGUCUUCAUGAUGGCCAGCCACAACCUUCUGCAGAACUUCACGGCGGCCACCGGCGAGCACCGCUGCCGGGUGCGCUGGGAAGCCAACGGCACCGGCCUCGGCCCCGGGGACCUCCUGCGGGUCUCCGUCCCCCGCGGCGAGCGCUGCCGGCGCUACGUCGUGGCCCAGUGGUGGCUCCUGGAGGCCAACGGCACGGCCGCCAACGGCACCGAGCCCGAGACGGAGCCCUGCCGCGACGGCUGGACCUACGACCGCAGCGAGUUCCCCAGCACCAUCGUCACCGAGUGGGAUCUGGUGUGCGGCGCGCGGGGGCUCCGGCAGCUGGCCCAGUCGCUCUUCAUGGCCGGCGUCUUGGUGGGCGGCAUCGUCUUCGGGGCCCUCUCGGACAGAUUUGGCCGCCGGUCGCUGUUGACCUGGUGCUACCUGCAGAUGGGCGCCAUGGGGACGUGCACCUCCUUCGCGCCCACCUUCCCCGUCUACUGCCUCUUCCGCUUCCUCACCGGCGCGGCCCUCUGCGGCAUCGUCCUCAACACCGUCUCGCUCUCCCUGGAGUGGAUGCCCACGGGAGCCCGGGCCAUCGUGGGGACCAUGAUGGGCUACUGCUACAGCCUGGGGCAGUUCCUGCUGGCCGGGGUGGCCUACGCCAUCCGCGACUGGCGCUGGCUGCAGCUCGCCGUCUCCCUGCCCUUCUUCGUCUUCUUCCUCUACUCCUGGUGGCUGACGGAGUCGGCUCGUUGGCUGCUCAUGGCCGGGAAGCCCAAGCGGGCCCUGAAGGAGCUGAAGAAAGUGGCCAGGAUGAACAGGAAGAAAGAGGAGGCGGACAAGCUCGACAUUGAAGCCCUGAAGUCCUACAUGGAGAAGGAGAUGACCUCCAUGAAGAGCAGCCACACGGUGCUGGACCUGGUGCGGACGCCCACGGUGCGCCGCAUCUCCUGCUGCCUCUGCUUCGUGUGGUUCUUCACCAGCUUUGCCUACUACGGGCUGGCCAUGGACCUGCAGAACUUCGCCUUCAACAUCUACGUGAUCCAACUGGUCUUCGGGGCCGUGGACAUCCCGGCCAAGAUGGUCUCCAUCCUCACCAUCACCUUCGUGGGGCGACGCUUCACCCAGGCGCUCGCCCUCAUCCUGGCCGGGCUGGCCAUCUUGGCCAACAUCUUCGUGCCGCAAGAGCUGCGAACGCUGCGGACCGCCCUGGCCGUCUUCGGCAAGGGUUGCCUGGCCGCCUCCUUCAACUGCGUCUACCUCUACACCAGCGAGCUCUACCCCACCGUCAUUCGGCAGACGGGCAUGGGGCUGGGCAACACGCUGGCGCGGGUCGGCAGCAUCACGGCCCCGCUGGUGAAGAUGGCCGGCGAGCUCUUCCCCACGCUGCCCUUCAUCAUCUACGGGGCGGCGCCGGUGGCGGCGGGGCUGGCGGCCACCUUCCUGCCCGAGACCCGCAACGCGCCGCUGCCCGAGACCGUGGAGGAGGUGGAGAGCAGGGCCCGUCCCCGGCCGGACGAAGCCCAGCAGCUCCAGGUCCUGCUCCACGCCCAGCCCGGCCCCGCGCCCCAGGGGAGCCCGAAGCCCCGCUAGGGCCAACCCCCGCCCGGAGAGAGCCCAAAACCCCCCAAAUCCACCCCCAAAUCCUCCUGACGGCGCCCAGCGGGAUGAGGAGGAAGGAGCGGGGCCGGGGGACGACCAGCGCCCGGGAGAGAGCGACGGGACGGCAGCGUCGACCCGGGAGACGCCGCUGCCCCUCACGCCGGCGAAGGGACCCAGGCGUCCGGGCCCCCGUUCUCCCUCCCUCGCACGCAUCAUUGCCCAAAAACACCGCUUUUCCCCCCGUUUUCAGCUUCGCGGGAUGGUUUACACCGAGGCAGCAAUAAAGCAAAAUUCUGGUGUUAAA